AUGAGGAAGGUUGUAGUAGUCACCGGAGCCAACAGUGGUAUUGGUUUGGCUCUUUGUGAGAGGCUCCUCUCUCAAGAUGAUCAGAUUCGCUUAUGCUUGGCCUGCAGAAAUACGCAGAGGGCUGAGGCUGCACGUUCUGCACUGCUGUCAUCCCAUCCAUCAGCUGAUGUAAGGAUCCUGCAAGUUGAUGUGGGCAAACUUAAGUCUGUGGUACAAGGAGCAAAAACACUGAGAGAAAGAUAUCAACAUAUAGACUACUUAUAUCUCAAUGCUGGAAUAAUGCCUAAUCCACGGAUAAGUCUCAAAGCUUUCAUCACAGGUCUCUUCUCUAGGAAUGUUGUCAGUAUGUUUGCAACAGGAGAAGGUCUUCUAACCCAGGAGGACAGGGUGACAGAGGAUGGUUUACAGGAAGUUUUCGAGACCAAUGUGUUUGGGCACUUUAUACUGAUCAAAGAACUUGAGUCUUUGCUAUGUCACACAGACCAUCCUUCCCAGCUUAUCUGGACUUCAUCUAGUAAUGCAAGGAAAUCUGCCUUCUCCCUCAGUGACUAUCAACACAGCCAAGGGCAAGAAUCCUACAGCUCUUCAAAAUAUGCUACUGACUUAUUAAGUGUUUCUUUAAAUAAGAAUUACAACAAAAAGGGCAUUUAUUCUAGUGUGGUGUGUCCUGGACUUGUUAUGACAAAUCUUACAUAUGGUAUCUUGCCUUCAUUCUUCUGGACUGUAAUCAUGCCGAUUAUGUGGCUGAUCCGCGUAUUUACAAAUUCUUUCACUAUUUCACCAUAUAAUGGAGCAGAGGCUCUGUUGUGGUUAUUUAACCAAAGACCAGAAUCUCUUAACCCCUUGGCGAAAUAUCACAGCUGUACAUCUGGAUUAGGCAACAGUUAUGUUCAGCCUUUCAAGAUGGACCUUGAUGAGGGAAGCAGUGACUUGUUUUACAAAAAGCUUCUAGAAUUGGAAAUGCACAUUCGAAACAAAGUUAUACCG
Staurois parvus is the source of this 987-nucleotide messenger RNA. The record is from the annotation of a GenBank genome assembly. NCBI's taxonomy places the organism in Eukaryota, Metazoa, Chordata, Amphibia, Anura, Ranidae.